Molecule: messenger RNA, 2780 nt
Organism: Tupaia belangeri chinensis (Chinese tree shrew)
Lineage: Eukaryota; Metazoa; Chordata; Mammalia; Scandentia; Tupaiidae
Gene: NEGR1
Product: neuronal growth regulator 1
Exons: 6
Source: RefSeq, a predicted model, not a curated record
GUGUUAUUUGGAAGAUGGAGCCUCAAAGGGUGCCUGGCUGAACCGGUCAAGUAUUAUUUUUGCGGGAGGCGAUAAGUGGUCAGUGGAUCCUCGAGUUUCAAUUUCAACGUUGAAUAAAAGGGACUACAGCCUCCAGAUACAGAAUGUAGAUGUGACAGAUGAUGGCCCAUACACAUGUUCUGUUCAGACUCAACAUACACCGAGGACAAUGCAGGUGCAUCUAACUGUGCAAGUUCCUCCGAAGAUAUAUGAUAUUUCAAAUGAUAUGAUCAUCAAUGAAGGAACCAACGUCACCCUUACUUGCUUGGCCACUGGGAAACCAGAGCCUUCCAUUUCUUGGCGACACAUCUCCCCAUCAGCAAAACCAUUUGAAAAUGGACAAUAUUUGGACAUCUAUGGCAUUACAAGGGACCAGGCUGGGGAAUAUGAAUGCAGUGCAGAAAACCACGUGUCAUUCCCUGAUGUGAAGAAAGUAAAAGUCGUCGUAAACUUUGCUCCUACGAUUCAGGAAAUUAAGUCUGGCACCGUGACCCCUGGGCGCAGUGGAUUGAUACGAUGUGAAGGUGCAGGUGUGCCAUUUCCGGCCUUUGAAUGGUAUAAAGGAGAGAAGAAGCUCUUCAGUGGCCAACAAGGAAUUAUUAUUCAAAAUUAUAACACAAGAUCCAUUCUCACUGUUACCAAUGUGACGCAGGAGCACUUCGGCAACUAUACCUGUGUGGCUGCCAACAAGCUAGGCACAACCAAUGCGAGCCUGCCUCUUAACCCUCCAAGUACAGCCCAGUAUGGAAUUACCGGGAGCGCCGAAGUUCUUUUCUCCUGCUGGUACCUUGUGUUGACACUGUCCUCUUUCACCAGCAUAUUCUACCUGAAGAAUGCCAUUCUACAAUAAAUUUAAAGACCCAUAAAAGGCUUUUAAGGAUUCUCUGAAAGUGCUGAUGGCUGGAUCCAAUCUGGUACAGUUUGUUAAAAGCAGCGUGGGAUAUAAUCAGCAGUGCUUACAUGGGGAUGAUCGCCUUCUGUAGAAUUGCUCAUUAUGUAAAUACUUUAAUUCUACUCUUUUUUGAUUAGCUACAUUACCUUGUGAAGCAGUACACAUUGUCCUUUUUUUAAGACGUGAAAGCUCUGAAAUUACUUUUAGAGGAUAUUAAUUGUGAUUUCAUGUUUGUAAUCUACAACUUUUCAAAAGCAUUCAGUCAUGGUCUGCUAGGUUGCAGGCUGUAGUUUACAAAAACGAAUAUUGCAGUGAAUAUGUGAUUCUUUAAGGCUGCAAUACAAGCAUUCAGUUCCCUGUUUCAAUGAGUCAAUCCACAUUUACAAAGAUGCAUUUUUUUCUUUUUUGAUAAAAAAGCAAAUAAUAUUGCCUUCAGAUCAUUUCUUCGAAAUAUAAUACAUAUCUAGAUUUUUCUGCUCGCAUGAUAUUCAGGUUUCAGGAAUGAGCCUUGUAAUAUAACUGGCCGUGCAGCUCUGCUUCUCUUUCCUGUAAGUUCAGCAUGGGUGUGCCUUCAUAAAAUAAUAUUUUUCUCUUUGUCUCCAACUAAUCUAAAAUGUUUUGCUAAAUCCUACCAUUUGAAAACAAAAUUAAACCACAGUGAUAAAGCUAAACUAUACCCUAUCUCUAAAGAACAAAGGAGGUAUUAGACUGUAAACUCUUCUUCUUCGUUAUCAGUGGGGUUCUAGAAUUCUCCCCACAAUAACUCAAUUUCUGUGAUGAAAACAGUUUAAUAACAUCGUACCGUAGAUGUACCACAUGAUUUCGUUAGUUGUAGCUAAGUGUGAGAUCCACUGUGGGAAAUCAUUCCCUCCAAAAUGAUAGCACAGUCCAUUCCAGGGCUUGCCUAGCAAUACAGCAUCUUCUCCUUUCAUUGUCUAAAUCAGUUUUUAAGAUGGUUUGUCAGAAAGAACACAAAGUCUUAUUACCUAAUAUUGCAUUCGUUGGUAAGCACUCAAAAUUAAUUUGGUUUUGUGGUAGGUAAGCUAGUAUGACAGAGACAGUGCUCCCCUGAACAGGAGCAUUUUGCAUAUUUUCCAUCUGAAAACAUCACUCAAUUGAUACUCUGGAUGCAUGUUAUAUUUUUAAAAAAUUAGCUCCAAAAUAUAAUAAAUAUUCCACGUUGGUAUGCAGCAGAUCAAGCAUGGAAAUAAUUAAAUAAAUCCUCAAUAAAAUCUUCCUCUAUAACUAUUUCAGUUCAAAGAAGUGAAGCUUAAAAAAAAAAAUCAUGCUCUGUUUCUUCUUACAUUUUAAAUGUAAGAUGUGAUCAAAUGACAAUAAGACACAGUGAUGAGACUACCUUAAGCUAUAUUAAUUAUUAAAUUAUUGCAAAAAUUAAAUUAUUUCUAUUAUAAAGAUGGAAAACGACAUUUGAGAAGGAAAAUGCUGUGACUCUAAAUAUUAUAUUACAGGAAUAGUUUGAUGGUUUUACGCUUUACUAAAGAAAGAUCAUAGCCUUGAAAGCCAUUUUACAGGUUUGAUGAAGUUACUAGCUUCAACACAAAUUUCUACAAAUAGACCCCAUUUGCAAGUCAUAACAGCAAAGAUCAUACUAAUAAAAUUAUAAGAAUAUAAAAAACUUUACAGAGGUUGUACAUAUUUAAGAUAUCUAAUAUUUUGCCCUAGAAGGGAGAGCUUGAAAAUGAUCAUUUUCCAAGUAAAAUUUAGUCCCAAAGUACACUAUAAAUCCAUUUUAAUUAGAAAAGUGAAUCUUAAAUGAGGGGGCAUAAAUAUAUCAUCUUUCCACAAAAUGGCAAUAAUAUGGCAUAAUGCUAUUAAAUUUACUAACUGG